UCCGCUACAUGGCACUCAAACCCAACACGGAACUGUACGAGUAUGCGACAGACCAAAACAAGAGAUAGCCGCGCUACUACGGGAUUAAAAACACGAUUACGUAUGUUGUGGGUUGUAUAAAAGGUGAGAGUCUGUUCAGUCUAUUAGAAACAGCUCCAUAGGUUUCCUCGUUUGAUUAUAUAAACCCGAAAAGACAUGGGUUAACGGUUUACGUUCCUAGAAAGCCCGAGCUUCAGAAAAAUGUCAACUAAGGAGGGAGGAGAUGGAAAAAAUGGUCAACCUGUGGCCAUGUCGCCUGAAAGAAUGGCCACCGACAAAAGCAGAGAAAACCAGAACCAGCGUGAAGUCGAGGCAACAGGAGGCACCACAGACACCAGCACAACCGCAAAAAACUUGGCUUUGCUUAAAGCGCACUCUCUGGACGUGAAGUUUGACGUGGGAGAGGAGUAUGAUGUUAUCGAAACCAUCGGCACAGGGGCCUAUGGUGUCGUUUCGUCUGCUAGGAGAAGGGACAAUGGCCAGCAGGUGGCGAUAAAGAAGAUCUCCAAUGCUUUUGAAGUGUUGACAAAUGCUAAACGCACUUUGCGAGAGCUGAAGAUUCUCAAGCACUUCAAACAUGACAAUAUUAUCGCCAUCAAAGACAUCCUGCAGCCUAACCUUCCUCAUUCUGCCUUCAAGUCUGUGUAUGUGGUGCUGGACCUGAUGGAGAGUGACUUGCACCAGAUCAUACACUCUUCCCAGACGCUAACCUCAGAGCACACACGCUACUUUCUUUACCAGCUCCUCCGUGGCCUGAAGUAUGUGCACUCUGCGAACGUAAUCCACCGCGACCUCAAACCCUCCAACCUGCUAGUGAACGAGAACUGUGAGCUAAAAAUUGGUGACUUUGGCAUGGCAAGAGGUCUAAGUUCACACCCUGAGGAGUCUCAUUCCUUCAUGACUGAAUACGUGGCAACUCGAUGGUACCGUGCUCCUGAACUCCUGCUGUCUCUCAAUCACUAUAGUUUGGCCAUUGACUUGUGGUCUGUGGGCUGCAUCUUUGCAGAAAUGUUGGGGCGUAAGCAGCUUUUUCCUGGGAAGCACUACGUCCACCAGCUCACGCUCAUUUUGGGUGUGUUAGGCACUCCUCCUGAGGGGUUGAUUAGUACUAUUAGGGCUGACAGAGUACGCUCCUAUGUUCAGAGUCUUCCAUCACGGUCUGCUGUGCCUUUGGCCAAACUGUACCCACAAGCUGAACCAGAGGCUUUGGACCUGCUGGUUGCCAUGUUGCGCUUUGACCCUCGUGAGAGAAUCUGUGUGACGCAAGCACUGGAGCAUCCUUACCUGUCUAAGUAUCACGACCCCGAUGAUGAGCCAAUUUGCGUGCCAGCUUUUGACUUUGAAUUUGACAAGCUUCCAAUAAACAAGGAACAAAUUAAAGAGGCGAUUCUGAUGGAGAUUCAGGACUUUCAUCAAAACAAACAGGGCUGUCGUCAAAGACUGCAGUUCAGGCCCUUGGCAAGGGCGAAUGGCAGAGCUGCAGCACAAAGCAGUAACCAGUGUAAUGCUCAGCCCUCCGCUGUUCAGAUGAGCAAAUCAACACUGGUUCCAAUGGCACAACACUCACAAGCAGCACAGAUACAGCAACAGCAAAUGAGAGAAGUGAAAUCUCAACAGCAGCAAGAUCACACACCAGCAGAUGGGAACAACACAUAUACAAAUCAGAUCCAAACCUUUAAUAAGCCUGCGCCCCUUUUAGAAGUUGCCCCGUCUCAAGUAACCCAUAAUUUGCCUCUUCUUUCUAAAAGCGAAAGUGGCCCAGUUGAUGUGGACAUGCCCAGUGCCAACUCAGACAGCGGUCAGCCAGAGACUAUAGAUUUAACAACCCCAGUGUCUAGUCAGGAUAAUCCAUCAGAAACAAUGAGAGACAGUGAGGUACAGGACCAGCUGACCGGAAGUCAGGCUCCUCUGACUCAGCCCACCCAGAGCCAGUCCAUGGCCCAGGCUCCCACCUCUGUUCCUGCCACGCCAGCACAGACCAUGACACCCCUACCCACCACUGUCCCUUCCCUUUGUCUAUCGGUGGCACAGGCCCAGUCACUGUCUCAGUCCCUUUCACAGUCACUGUCCAAGAAUGCCAGGCCGCCUCCAGGUGCCGCAGAGGGAACCAGAAAAGAAGGAGCUAUUUCAGAGGAUACGAAAGCUGCACUUAAAGCGGCUUUAUUGAAAUCAGCUCUCAGAAAUAAAGCCAGGGGUGACGGUGGUACCUCUGCGCUGGGCAUUGACGCUGGCACAGGAGGAGGUGUGUCGUCCUCCCUGUCUUCUGUUCCAGAUUUGCGUCGGCCUGUCACAGCCCAGGAGCGUCAACGCGAAAGAGAGGAGAAAAGAAGGAAGAGGCAGGAACGAGCAAGAGAGAGGGAGCGGAAAAUGAAGGAAAAAGAGAAAAGAGAGGGAAAGCAGGGGGACUCGCUGGGUGGGGUUCUGCUGAGUGACGAUGACAAAAGCCUUUUGCAGCGUUGGACAAAAAUGAUGGACAGCCGCAAUGAGAAAUCUCAGACUCCUAAUAACGAUGGAGCAAUGAGUAAAGACUGUACUGUGAACUCGCACAGGGGUGUAGCUAUCAGUGACAACACCCAAGGAGCACUGAGCAAUAACAUUGGCAAGGAGGCCAGGAAGAUUCAGUCUCAUGAACAGUUAAUCUCUCAAGUUAAACCUAACCAGCCAGGCGUGUUCCAGCCUCCCAGCGCCCAGCAACCAUCAUUACAUUUCUCCAUGAGCCAGAGGAAACCUUCAGCGGAUAUAGUUGUCGCUGUAAGCGGAGGGAUAGAUAUAAUGACAGUCACUAGUGGCUUUCAUAAGAACAACAUGCUCAAACCUCACAGUGAGAGCAACAGACAAAGUGGUUUUAACUGUUUGGGGAAUUGGAACGGGCAGCAAUUAGAGACGAGGCCACCACAACAACCACAACCAAACAGGAAAACGCAGCCUCAACCGUCGAGCUUUCUUCAGCCCCAGCUCCAACCGCAAAGUCAAACCCAGCAUGACCCUCAACGUCAGUCGCAACUGCUUCCUCUAGACAGUUUUUUGACCAAAGCUCCAACAUUAGCCACCAGACAGAUGAAUGGGAAUGUGGAUAUCGGACGCCAAAAUAACCUCAACUCCCACCCCAACCCCUCGACUGCAAGUGCUGGUCCGAUGGAGAAGCUGUGUUCCUCUGUAGGAGAGAAAUCUGGGCCACAGACCACAAACCCUAUCUGUGGGCCUUUAGGGGUCCCCUCACAGCCCCAUCCCAGCUUAGGAUUCACAGAUACUGGACAGCAAGGGCCCUCCAUUGCCCCUGACAUCCAUACAGUAACGCUGCAACUCUCAAAGUCCCAGGUAGAGGAUGUUUUACCCCCGGUGUUCUCGGUCACCCCUAAAGGCAGCGGGGCUGGGUACGGCGUGGGCUUUGAUCUGGAUGAUCUUCUCAACCAGUCUCUCACAGAUCUGCAACACUGUGACCGGGACAGUUACGAUUCGGCCCCACUCUCGGCCUCCCUGUUAUCUGACUGGAGCGAGGUGCACCGCAUGACUCCAGCUGAUCUGGAAUCGCUGCAGCAGGAGUUGCAACUCGGCUCUCCCAUGAUCCUCUCUGAUACCAUUCCCCCUGAUGCCUGACCUUCCCUGCCUGGAAUUUAAAAGACAACUCUUGGAUUUGUGUAAAUGUUAGAUGUUUUUAAGCAUGAAAACCUUGAGUGAAGACUUAAUCAAAUUAAUUUAAAAGCUAGCUUUUUUUACUAGACACUACCAAGCAGUCUUUUUUUACCGUUAUGACAUGCUGCGCUUUUUUUAAUAAUAAAGAAAACUGUCAUCACA
This is a messenger RNA of Perca fluviatilis (European perch), 3834 nucleotides long. It is a transcript of the gene mapk7, whose product is annotated as mitogen-activated protein kinase 7. The record is from RefSeq and is a predicted model, not a curated record. Lineage: Eukaryota; Metazoa; Chordata; Actinopteri; Perciformes; Percidae. Gene Ontology annotation, cellular component: nucleus; cytoplasm. Gene Ontology annotation, biological process: intracellular signal transduction; cell surface receptor signaling pathway; protein phosphorylation. Gene Ontology annotation, molecular function: ATP binding; MAP kinase activity. The coding region runs from base 241 to 3636 and encodes 1131 amino acids. The transcript has 7 exons.